This is a messenger RNA of Gamsiella multidivaricata, 1767 nucleotides long. RefSeq lists its product as uncharacterized. Gene Ontology annotation, molecular function: Arp2/3 complex binding. The record is from RefSeq and is a predicted model, not a curated record. NCBI's taxonomy places the organism in Eukaryota, Fungi, Mortierellomycota, Mortierellomycetes, Mortierellales, Mortierellaceae. Gene Ontology annotation, cellular component: actin cortical patch. Gene Ontology annotation, biological process: actin cortical patch assembly; actin cortical patch localization; endocytosis. The coding region runs from base 174 to 1718 and encodes 514 amino acids. The transcript is spliced from 7 exons.
CCACGCGCGAGCGCCGUUCUGACAAAGACAGCUCCUGAAAGAUCCUACAUCUCACAGUUCCUCUCAUUCGCACAUGCCGCUCACUCUCUAGUAGACCACCCUCCUCUCUCGCCUUCCUCAUGCUCUUGGCUGCAUCCAUCUGAUCGAAUCCUCUCAUUCCUUCUUGAUCCCUAAUGGACUUUGUAACAUACCAGUUCGACUCGCCGGCGCAGUUCUACGCAGAGCUUAAGGAUGUGUUGGACGGAGGUGGGUUUUAUGACAGCCCUGAAUCCCAGGUCGGUGUCUUUAUUUCAUUAAUUGUGCUCUAUCAAGAUGAAUUCCUGGAUGGAUCCGGUCAAGAUUUGGCACAAUGCUGCUAUCGCCUGUUUGAUUCAAAUGUCUUCCAGCGGUAUAUGGAGAUAAUCACCCGGUCGAUCAUAGACCGGGCUAUCCAAAGCCCGGAGGACAAGGAUAUGUGGAUCACAUACCAAGUAUUAAUUUACGCCGGCAAGGAGUUCCCCAAGGUCUUUCAUUGGAUGCUCAAGAGCGAGUUCUUUGCAAAGUUGAAAUAUCAGAUCCUGAAGCAGGAAGGCACAAGAAUGCAACCCCUGGCUGUCAAUAUAAUGUAUGAGAUGUGCCGAGUGCAACAGCUGAAAGAAUGCGAUCUAGCUCUGGUGGAUGAAGUGUUUUUGCAUUACCUCCUAGACCUUGUCGAACGGACACGGACAGAUGAAACCGAGACCUUAAACUACAGUGCGAUCAAAUUACUCUUGGUCUUCAACGAACAGUUUAUGCUCUACAUGUCAGAUCGAUCCCACUAUACCCAGGUCGGGAACAAACCUGCCUACACCGGGAAUCCACUACUCACCGUCCUCACUGACCGACCGGGACUCAGCUGUACCUUUGGCGAAAACCUGAUCUUCAUUUUGAACCGAGCAGAGGAAACUGCGCUCCAGAUGUUGAUUUUGAAGCUCCUAUACCUCCUGUUCACAAAUCCAAAUCUCUACGAAUUUUUUUACACCAACGAUCUCCAUGUCCUUGUCGACGUUGUUAUCCGCGAACUCUGGGAUCUCCCCAAGGAGGAGGAAUCCCUUCGCCAUGCUUACCUCCGCGUUAUGGGACCUUUGUUGACCAAUACCCAACUCAAACGUGCCACCUACAAACGCGCCGAGAUCUUUCGCCUGCUUCGGGACCUGGGCGGCGGAGAUAUGGAUUCAACACUGCGACGACAACUGUACGAACAGCAGCUAAAGGAAGACUUGCUGGAACAGGAGCGCGCUCAGCAUGCAAAAGUGACAUACAGAGAUCGCCUCAGCAGCAGUAGUAGUACCGGCAGUAAUACAUCGUUGGCGCGGUGGGCAUCAGAUCGGAGUGGGUGCUCCAGUCCAGUGCUCUCGUUUGAAGUUGAGCAUAGGAAGCGGCAAUUGGGGCACAGCAAGUUGUCGAACGACAGCAGUUCGAGCUCGCUUAAAGUGCCAGGGCAGGAGGAGGCCGAAGAAAGGGCACGAUACCAUUUAUCACAGCAGCAGCUGUCGCAAUCGCCAACACAGGAAGAGAGCGCAUUGAUCAAGAUUGAGCAGCCUGAGCCAGAAAGGAAGGAGCCUCAGCCUCGGGCUACAAGUCCGACGACUUUGCGGCUUGUGGAACGCGUGCUUCGGGAGUGGUUGGACAAUGAGAUGAGGAAUGGGGCGGGUACCACAGGUGCGGGACUAUCGGUGCGUGGAAUAACUGAUAGGUGAGCGGCCGAGGCUCCAGGGUAAUUUCAAUAAAAAGAACCUUGAUUUAACC